CAGCCCUCACUGCACCGCGCCACGAUGCUCGCCGUGCGCGCCAUCCUGAUCCUGGCGCUGGUGGCCGCGGCCUCCGCCAUGCCUGCGGACACGGCCGCGGACUUGACCGUGGCCGCGGACGAGAGCGGCGUGUCUCAGUGGAAUGAGCCAGCCAUCGCCAUCGGCAUGUUCAGCGGCGGCCGGCGGCGCAGGUCGGGUGACGACGUCGCCGAGGGUUCCAGUGGGCCGGCCCCGCUGCGGGAGCGCCGCCAGGAGGACCUCUACGAAGACUUCUCGGCGGACGCUUACGACGACGCCGACGCCAAGAGGGUGAUGCGGCGCCAGGCACCCCGCCGUGGCAUCGAAUCGCCCUUCGGCCCGACCUCGGACAUCGAGGACCGCGUCAGGCGGGAGGCCCAGGACGAGAGCCAGGAAGACAACGGCCCCGUGGACAACGACCACUUCCCCACGGAGGACGAGGGCAAGCGCACCAGGCGGGCGUCGGAGGACACCUACUUCGACGAUAAUGAGGAUGGCGACGACGACGAUGUCGCCGUCGACUUGUCGGCGUUCGCCCCGAGGAAGAAGCGGCAAGUGGUCGGCCAGGACGUGGCCACCGACGACGACGAGGACGUGUAUCGCGACCUGGACGACCAGCCGCUGCCAGUGUGGGCACGGGGCGCCAGGGAUGGACGGCAGCGGCGGCAACUGGACCAGACCAUGACGUCCAUGGACGACGACCAGCCUGACUACAUCAGGGAGCCUCGGGACUCGGAAACGGCCACCGCAGCGUCCCCCACCGAGGGAUCCGACGCCGCGACAGAGGUGCCAGAGCGGGACCAGGCGGUGGAGUCCGUGACUGCCAGUGUGCCCCAGGAAGGCGAUGAGAAGUUGACGACGACCUCCUCGGCAGCACCAACGCCCGGCAGCAGUUCAGAGUCCACGACCUCCGUGCAGCCGCUGCGCGAGAGGCGCGCCCCGAAGCCUCAGCGAGGCCGCUUCGACGGCUUCGUGCUUUCCGACUUCAGCGGUUUCCGCGGUGGCCGCUCCGUCCGCGUGCGCCGCAGCGAGCCGUCAGAGGCCGCGGUGAUCAAGUCCCUGCUGGAGGCGCCCAUCGACGAGAGCAUCCUGGGGGAGCUGCCCGUGAGGCGGCCACGCCAACUCACCGAGAUGCUGCCGCAGCCCGCCGGCGGGGGCCCUGUCACCUUCCUGGUGCCGCUAGCCGCGCCACAGCCACCCUCCGCCCAGGGCGAGGACGCCGUCAACGCCAACGAUGCCGUCCCCGAGAAGGUGCUGCAGAUCUACACCGCGCAUGAGCCGAGCCCUGUGGCCGAGAUGAUCCCCACUACCACCACCACCACGCCUGCCCCUUCGCCCGCUGAGGCCCUGGUGCCAGUCCUCGUACCAGAGUCCGCCGUCAGCGGCAUCCUGGUCCCCAGCAACGCUGACGUCCACGUUGACGUCAUCGCACCGGACGCCGCGCCCGCCGCGGCCCAGCCUGUCGCGGUGCAGCCUGCUCUGCUGCAGCCCGCCGUAGUGGUCCAGCCCGCAGCAGUCCAGCAGCCUGACGCGGCGAUGCCUGCCCGAGACUCUCCUCAACAGGGACAGCCCCUUCUAGUCCUGCAGCCUGGUCCAGUGCUCGUCGACCCGGUGACCCAAGUCUCCCCCGCGGAGCCCCAGGCCCCACAAAGGCAGCAGAUGUCGGCUCCCUUUCAGAUCCCCCUGCAGGUUCCUCAGGACGUGUCUUCCAUGAAGCAAGAGGCGCCACAAGAAGUGCCUUUGGAAGUACCCCAGGACGCCGUGCCAGCCCCCCUGGUCGUCUCGCAAAAAGCGCACGCCGUGGCCGUCACCGAGGGACCGGACGCCGCCAACGCGGCCGCCACCGCUGCGCAGCCCGACUGGCCGAUGUCUAUGUCCGUGCCCCAGGAGGUCGCCCAGCCCAUGCCCCUGGAGUGGUUCCCCCAGGCCCCCAAGUACCCCGCCCCGUUCGAGGCCCAGGACCAGGCGCCACCGCGUCAACACUUCGACGUGGACGUCAGGCCCACCGGCGGCUCCAGGUGGACCGCCACGGUGCCUAUCCUGGAGAAGACCAUCCAGCUGCACCCGGACGGCAGCUAUGUGUACAGUUACGAGACAGCGGACGGCGUGCGGGUGGCCGAGGCCGGCGUCCUGAAGGAGGUCCCCGUCCGGACGGAGGAAGGCUCCGCGAAGUCUGCCGGCGCCGCCCCCGCCACCGUGCUCGCCAACUCGGUGCAGGGCGGCUACAGCUACACCGCCCCGGACGGCACCUACGUCAGCCUCAGGUACCUGGCCGACGAGAACGGCUUCCAGCCCGUGCUGGGGGAGUCGCUGCCGACGACCAGCUCGAACAAGGCCCGGGCGGCAGUCCGCUUCGACGAGAACAAGUAGCGACUGCGGAGCCAUGCGCCACGCCAAACCUAUAAGACUGAACGACGCGAGUCGUGGGAGGGAACUAUUUGUAAUCAUGUGUAACCAAGUCACCAAAAAAUAAAAUGCAGUUUUGCGCCGUCA
Messenger RNA from Thrips palmi, 2511 nucleotides. RefSeq lists its product as uncharacterized. Lineage: Eukaryota; Metazoa; Arthropoda; Insecta; Thysanoptera; Thripidae. The record is from RefSeq and is a predicted model, not a curated record. Gene Ontology annotation, cellular component: chitin-based extracellular matrix. Gene Ontology annotation, molecular function: structural constituent of chitin-based larval cuticle. Bases 25 to 2388 code for a protein of 787 amino acids. The transcript has 5 exons.